Daktulosphaira vitifoliae (grape phylloxera) is the source of this 1347-nucleotide messenger RNA. RefSeq lists its product as uncharacterized. The record is from RefSeq and is a predicted model, not a curated record. Lineage: Eukaryota; Metazoa; Arthropoda; Insecta; Hemiptera; Phylloxeridae. The transcript has 7 exons. Bases 303 to 992 code for a protein of 229 amino acids.
UAUUAUGUAACAUUGUAGUUAGUUUUAAUUUUUGAAAAUAAAUUUGAGCUUAUUUAUGUUUAUUAAAUUACAAUGAUAUAGUUUCAAGUGCCUUCGUAACAUAGAAUGGUUACAAUAAUUAUGAUUAGGCUUAUACUUAAAUUUUUGUCCUUUUGUUAGACUAUUAGUAUAUGCAGUUCUUGUGCAAAUUGUUAAUUUUAUUGAAAUAUAUAAUAAAUAAUUUUUAUAAAAUUUUAUUGAAAAAGUAAAAAAUCAAUUUAUGUUUACUAGUAACAAUUUAUUUGUAUGUUUAUUCACAAAUUAUGUUAUACUUCUUUCAAAAUAUGGACUUCUGUAAAAUGGAUAGUAUGGAAUUAGAGCUUGAAAAUAUGCUUAAUGAUUCUCCAUUAAAGUAUUCCAGUGAACUUGCCUACCAAGAUAAAAUGAUUUUGCGUAUAAAAAAACAAGAACAAGAUAUUGAUAUUGACAGUAAAAACUCUACUUUAGACCAUGAGGAAAUUGUAUCUUAUACUUGUGAAAUUAUUCAAAAAGUUGAAGAUUCCAAAUCAGAUUUUGCUGAUUUAUGUGAUGAACCAAUAGAGUCAGUUCGGCAAGAUGAAAAUUUUAUUUAUCCUGCAGUAACAAAUUCUGAAGAUGAAGAUAAUACAGAUAUUACAUGGAUUCCACCAUCUUUAGGAUCUAGUGAAAGAGUACCUCGUAAACAUAUACGUUGUCUUUAUCCUAAAGUUCCAGAAAAGAGAAAACGAAAAAACUGUAAAGUUCCCAAACAAAAAAAAGAAAAUCUAUCAAAAUCCAAACCAAUUUUAAAUGCUAGAAAUACUUCAAUACAUAACAAUCAAAUGGAUUCUAUUGUUACUGUAACUAAUGAACUGCCAUUAUCUAAAAAACAAUGUGAUUCACAUAUGACUAAAGUUUGCAAACCUAGAAAAGGUAUGGCUACUCCUAAACAAAGAUUAGGUCGUAUUAUAAAAAUUCAUAAAAUGAUGAAGUGAUUAUCUAAUAUUAUUUAUAAUGUAUCCAUUGUAUAUCUUUACUAUGCAUUCAUUAAUAUUCCUUUUUAUAAUACAUGUACAAAUGAAAUGCAUUGAAUUAGCAAAUUAUAUUAAAAUAUAUAUUUAUAUAAAAUAAUACACAUAAAGUAAGAUUUAAUUUUUACUUUCUAUUUGUUUAGACUGAAAACUAUGAUUAUAACCACAGUGUUAUUAUUAUUAUUUUUUACUUUUUGUACUUACAUUUAUCUAUUCAUGUAAUUAUAAUUUGAUUAUAAAAUUUUUUUAUAAAUUAUUUAAACAUUUGAAUUAUUCAUUCUGAGUAAAAUAUUAUUGAUUUUAAAUCUUUUAUAUUAUA